Messenger RNA from Gastrolobium bilobum, 1038 nucleotides. RefSeq names its product WAT1-related protein At3g30340-like. The transcript is spliced from 6 exons. The record is from RefSeq and is a predicted model, not a curated record. Gene Ontology annotation, cellular component: plasma membrane. NCBI's taxonomy places the organism in Eukaryota, Viridiplantae, Streptophyta, Magnoliopsida, Fabales, Fabaceae. Gene Ontology annotation, molecular function: transmembrane transporter activity. Bases 1 to 1038 code for a protein of 345 amino acids.
AUGAUGUUGAUGCAUUGCCAUGAAUUGUACAAGCCAGUUUUUAUCAUGAUUUUAGUUAACUUAGCUCUGGCUUUUGUCAAUUUACUUCUGAAGAAGGUUCUUAAUGAAGGAAUGGACAACAUGAUCAUUGUAACAUAUCGACAGGCAAUUUCAUUUAUCUUCAUGGCACCUAUUGCCUGCUUCUAUGAAAGGAAACACAAACUUGAGGCUCACAUAAUAUGUCUUCUUUUCCUCGCUGCUCUUGUCGGAGUAACACUGCCCCAAUACCUAUUUCUUCUUGGACUUGAAUAUACUUCUGUCACGUUCUCAUGUGCAUUCCUCAACAUGGUGCCUGUAUUUACAUUCAUUGUGGCACUGCUAUUUGGGAUAGAGAAGGUGAACAUGAAAAGCAACAGUGGUAAAGCCAAAGUCUUGGGAACCUGUGUGUGCAUUGGUGGAGCUUUGUUAUUGGUCCUUUAUAAAGGAAUGCCCUUAAUCAACCCACUAUCGCAGCACAAAACAAACAAAGCUACAAUAACACCUCCAGCUGCCAAGUUAGAUAAAUGGAUUAUAGGUUCAAUACUUCUGACUGCCGGCUGCUUCUUGUGGUCUUCAUGGUUUAUUAUACAAGCAAAAAUUAGCAAAAAAUAUCCAUGUCAGUACUCUAGCACAGCUAUUUUGUCACUUUUUUCUGGCAUUCAAUCAGCAAUAUCAACUUUGAUCAUCAAGAGAAAUCAUACCUCGUGGAUUCUCAAAGGGAAGUUAGAAAUAAUGAGUGUUAUAUAUGGAUUGGUGGGGUCGGGCUUGUGCUAUGUGGCAAUGUCAUGGUGUGUCAAACAAAGGGGUCCAGUUUUUACUGCAGCAUUUAUUCCCCUUGUGCAGAUAUUUGUGGCCGUGCUUGAUUUCUAUAUACUAAAGGAGGAAAUUUACAUGGGAAGUGUUGCAGGAUCUGCCUUGGUUAUUGCUGGCAUGUACAUUCUUCUAUGGGGAAAAAGUAAAGAGGGAGAGCAAUAUGUCCUGAAGGAUACUCAAGCAAAUGAAGAUGUAGAAUAUCAAUAG